AUGAGAGGCGACAAAAUUGAUAUCCCUCGCAAAAGUUCCUGCCUCGGCAGAAGGGGUCACCCAAACCCGCUUCCUCCGUCGAGGAGAAGCCUUGACGCGUUACUUCUUUUUCAAGAGUACGCAUGGGAAACCCAAAACUUGCUUCCUUCGUCAAGAAGGAGCCUAGACACGUUACUUCUUUUUCAAGAAUACGUGAGAAGAGACCUAAAGCUUGCUUCCUCCGUCGAGGAGAAGCCUAGACGCGUUACUUCUUUUUCAAGAAUGCGCAUGGGAGACCCAAAAUUUGCUUCCUCCGUCGAGGAGAAGCCCAGACGCGUUACUUCUUUUUCAAGAAUACGCAUGGGAGACCCAAAGCUUGUUUCCUCCGUCGAGGAGAAGCCUAGACGCGUUACUUCUUCUUAA
Messenger RNA from Linum trigynum, 402 nucleotides. Lineage: Eukaryota; Viridiplantae; Streptophyta; Magnoliopsida; Malpighiales; Linaceae. The record is from the annotation of a GenBank genome assembly.